AUGGACGCCCCGGGCACCGCACGGUGCUCCGAGGCGCCCGACCCCGGAAUCGAGACCGCGGCACCGCCGGGCACCGGCAGCGGGAGCGAAGCCCUCAGCGCAGACCCCGAGACAUCCCCGGGACACCGGGCAGCGCGCCGCCGGCACCGGGAGCGAAGCCCCAGGGCACCAGCACGGGCUGCGAUGCUUCCCGGGGCGGGUCCCCUCGCCUUCCUCCUCCGGUGCCUCCUGCUCCUCUUCGCCUCCGAGAGCCGAGCCCGGGCUCGGCCGGAGGCGUUCUGCGACUUCAACGGCAAGAAGUACAGCCCGGGGGAGAGCUGGCACCCGUACCUGGAGCCGCAGGGGCUGAUGUACUGCAUCCGCUGCAGCUGCUCCGAGAACACCAACAUCCGCUGCUCCCGGAUCCAGUGCCCGGCCCUGCCGUGCGCCAGCCCCGUCACCGAGCCCCAGCAGUGCUGCCCGCGGUGUCCCGAGCCCCCUUCCCCGUCCGGGCUCCGAGCCCCCGCCAGGUCGUGCCGGUACAACGGGACCACGUUCCAGCAGGGAGAGAUGUUCAGCGGCAGCGAGCUCUUCCCGGGCCGCCAGCCCAACCAGUGUGUGCAGUGCAGCUGCUCCGAAGGCCAGAUUUACUGUGGCUUGGUGACCUGCCCUGAGCUGCUCUGCUCCUCUCCCUUCAGCGUGCCAGAUUCCUGCUGCCAGGUCUGCAAAGAUGGUUCCUUGGAGAAGUCCACGGAAGAGGAGCCCCUGCAGUUAAACAGAGGUGUUAGACACUCACAGGACCAGUGCUUGGGAGAGGUGGUGGGGAGGAAGCCAACCGUGUCCACAGUUCUCAGUUCUUCCCUGGAGUUAAUUCCCAGAAACUUCAAACCCAAGGGAACAGGUGGCACCACUGUGAAGAUCGUCUUGAAAGAGAAGCACAAGAAAGCUUGUGUGUACAAUGGGAAGACCUACUCCCACGGGGAAGUGUGGCACCCCGUUUUCCGGCUCUACGGCCUCCUGCCCUGCAUCCUCUGCACCUGCAGGGACGGCGUCCAGGACUGCCAGAAGGUCACCUGCCCCAAGGAGUACCCGUGUGAAUAUCCAGAGAAAGUAGAUGGGAAGUGCUGUAAAGUAUGUCCAGAAAGCAGAGUCAAACCCACGGAUGAAAUGGCCACGCCCCGGUGUGGCAGUGGCAAGGGCCCCAGCCGUGUCCUGGUGUACACCUUUGUGCCGCCGCGCUCCGAGGCCUCCAAGGAGAUCCUCAGGACCAUGGCCAUCGAGAAGGAGCUGGCAGAAGAGGUGGAAAUCUACAACUGGAAGCUGAUUAAAGGAAUAUUCCAUCUGAUCCAGACCAAGAAGAUCAGCAAACAAGAAUUCAAGCAAGAAGCACAAAACUUCAGGCUGGUCACUAGGACAAACGAAGGUCACUGGAACAUCUUCCGAGCGCAGACGUCGGAGCUGAGGAUGACAGAAAGCCCAGAGAAGGAAACAAAGGCCUUGUAA
Messenger RNA from Onychostruthus taczanowskii (white-rumped snowfinch), 1482 nucleotides. It is a transcript of the gene CHRDL2, whose product is annotated as chordin like 2. The record is from RefSeq and is a predicted model, not a curated record. The transcript has 12 exons. Lineage: Eukaryota; Metazoa; Chordata; Aves; Passeriformes; Passeridae. Gene Ontology annotation, molecular function: protein binding. Bases 1 to 1482 code for a protein of 493 amino acids.